CAUUUACCGCAGCGGUCAGCGAUUAACGUUUGCUAUUACACGCAAACUAUUGUAAUUAUUUACUCUAAAGGACCAAAUAAACAGUUUUGUAAAGAUGUUUGAAGCACGCCUUCUUCGCAGCUCAAUUUUAAAGAAAGUUCUGGAGGCUAUUAAGGAUCUCCUAACACAAGCAACGUUCGACUGUGAUGAUAAUGGAAUCCAAUUACAGGCUAUGGACAACUCACACGUAUCACUCGUGUCCCUGACACUCCGAGCAGAUGGUUUUGAUAAAUAUAGAUGUGACAGAAAUAUUUCUAUGGGCAUGAAUUUAGGAAGUAUGUCAAAAAUCCUAAAAUGUGCGGGAGACAAAGACACAGUUACUAUGAAAGCACAGGAUAACGCCGAUACAGUCACAUUUGUUUUUGAGAGUCCCAAUCAAGAGAAAGUGUCAGAUUAUGAGAUGAAGCUUAUGAAUUUAGAUUUGGAGCACUUAGGUAUCCCUGAGACUGAGUACAGCUGCACAAUUCGUAUGCCAAGUGCAGAGUUUGCCAGAAUCUGCCGUGAUCUCUCACAGUUUGGAGAAUCGAUGGUCAUAUCUUGCACAAAAGAAGGUGUUAAAUUCUCCGCAAGUGGUGAUAUUGGCUCCGCUAACAUCAAGCUUGCACAGACAGCUUCUGUGGAUAAGGAAGAGGAAGCUGUUGUUAUUGAGAUGGAUGAACCAGUCACACUUACAUUCGCCUGCCAGUACCUUAACUACUUUACUAAGGCCACAUCAUUGAGUCCACAGGUUCAACUCUCAAUGUCAGCAGAUGUGCCGUUAGUAGUAGAGUACCGCAUACCUGAUAUUGGUCAUAUUCGUUACUACCUAGCCCCUAAGAUUGAGGAGGACGACAACUAAGCUAAUUAGGAUUUAACUUAAUAUGAAUAUAGCCACACUAUCAUGUCAAAUUACUGAUACAAAGUUUGUUACAUUUAAAUUGUGAUAUUCUGGGAACACGAGCAAAGUAUUUUCGGUUAUUUUUUUCUAAUAAAACAAUACCCAAUCA
Molecule: messenger RNA, 1025 nt
Organism: Melitaea cinxia (Glanville fritillary)
Lineage: Eukaryota; Metazoa; Arthropoda; Insecta; Lepidoptera; Nymphalidae
Gene: Pcna
Product: proliferating cell nuclear antigen
Exons: 7
Coding region: 95-877 (260 amino acids)
Biological process (GO): regulation of DNA replication; translesion synthesis; mismatch repair
Cellular component (GO): PCNA complex
Molecular function (GO): DNA polymerase processivity factor activity; DNA binding
Source: RefSeq, a predicted model, not a curated record